AUGGAAGAGGCAGGUGGCAGUAAUGCUGAAAAUAUAGGAACUCUCAAGAAAAACAAUACUGGAAAAUUGGGUUCUCAAGAAAAGUUAAGUCUAAACCAAAUCUCUGUUGAUGAUACCAUGAAAGAGGAAAUAUUGGAGAGUAAACAGAUGGUUUCUAAAUCUAAUUGUGAGGAAAUGAGAAAGAAAGGUGAGAAAACUGAAAUUCCCACUAUGAAAGAGGACGAUACAAUGGAGAGGAAACCGAUGGAUUCUAAGUCAGACUUUGAUGAAAUGAGAGAUAGAGGUGAGAAAACUGAACUACCUGUUGUGAAAGAGGAAGAUCAUGUUGAUGUUGACGGUGAUGAUAAAAUAGCUGAGCCUUUAGUUUCUAGUGUUGGAAUCGAGAAUGAACCUGCUCCGACAUCCGUUAAAAGGAAAUCUAUAGAUGAAGGAGCAGUUGGAAACAAUGAUGUUGUAAAGAGGCAGCGAAGGUGGAACUCAGAAGCCCUCAAGGUUCCUGAACUGCAAAGUGGUAAUAUAGUGGGUUCUAUUACACCUAAGGAUCCAUUUAGGCCUGCUUUCAAGCGCAGCUUUUCUAGAUCUGACUCUACAGUCAGCGAACAAACACCGAAGGAGCGUGUGGUUCCACCAUCAGCAAAGCCUCACACUACUGCUCUCAGAAUUGAUAAUUUUCUGCGCCCUUUUACUUUGAAAGCAGUUCAAGAACUACUUGGAAAAACGGGCACAAUCACCAAUUUCUGGAUGGAUCCCAUCAAAACCCAUUGCUAUAUUUCUUAUUCUUCUGUUGAAGAAGCUGUAGAAACUCGUAAUGCUGUGUACAAUCUCCAAUGGCCUCCAAAUGGGGGACGCUUUUUGGUAGCCGAGUUUGUUGAUCCUCAAGAAGUUAAAACACGGGUAGAGGCACCUCCCCUGUCUCCUGCGACUCCAGGUAGUGCUCCUCCUAACUUCCCUCCUGCUCAUCCCACCGCGCAGCAUCCCCAGCCUUCUCUACACCAACAGCCUCAGAGGCAGCAUCUUCCUCCACCUCCUUCUCUUCCUUCACCUCCGUUGGCUAACCUACCUCCCGCCAAGGAACGCCCACAACUAGAAAGGGAACCCCUGCAAAGGGAACAGCCACUCCCGGCGAGGGAACGACCUAAUCUUCCGCCACCACCUCCACUUGCCGAGAAAGUUGACCCACCAAUUGUCACUUUGGACGAUCUCUUCAGGAAAACCAAAGCAACCCCUCGUAUCUACUACUUACCAUUAUCCGAUGAACUUGUUGCAGAAAAGCUCAAGGCACAAGGAAAGAAUGUCAAGCAGUCUGCAGGUGUUGAAUGUAGGAUGUUCCAGUCAUCCAAGAUGCUGUUUGCCAGUUUGAAGGAUUACACAAGAUUCGAGUUGAAGUUAGGUUAUGCAUUGCCCUAG
Fraxinus pennsylvanica is the source of this 1407-nucleotide messenger RNA. NCBI's taxonomy places the organism in Eukaryota, Viridiplantae, Streptophyta, Magnoliopsida, Lamiales, Oleaceae. The record is from the annotation of a GenBank genome assembly.